Papilio machaon (common yellow swallowtail) is the source of this 3664-nucleotide messenger RNA. RefSeq names its product serine/threonine-protein phosphatase 1 regulatory subunit 10 (gene PNUTS). The record is from RefSeq and is a predicted model, not a curated record. The transcript has 5 exons. NCBI's taxonomy places the organism in Eukaryota, Metazoa, Arthropoda, Insecta, Lepidoptera, Papilionidae. Gene Ontology annotation, molecular function: metal ion binding. The coding region runs from base 431 to 3505 and encodes 1024 amino acids.
UGAAUCACUCAAUUUCUAAUCUUCUUGCUUGUAGGUUGUGCUAAUCGGAUCGGCUUGCUACGGACAAACGCCAUUUUGUCCUUUGCCUGGAUUACAACAUUUAAUAAUUAGUGUAUUUUAUCAAUUUUUAAUGAUUGAAUUAACAUGAUUUUAAAAGACUGCAACUUGAUAUAAUUAAUAUAUCAAGAUAAAAUACAUUUUUACCAGGACAGUAGUCACUGUAGUGAUAAGACAAUUUAUUAUUUGUGAAAUAUUAUGAAUCUAAUAUCUAAGAUAGAUGUAUGUGCUUUCGCAAUAUGUACUCCACAAGUACAGGAUUUCAUAAUUCUUUAAGUAUACGCCGCCAUUUUCUAUCACAAAUGUAAGGCGUGGCGCGUGAUUACUACACGUCAUCGUUGUCCAUGUUGUAAAGAGCAGAAAUAAAAUAAUCAUGCCGCGGAUCUGUCCAAUGCAAUUGUUAAACUGUCUCAGCGUUCUCCUUUCACCAAAAGGCGGUAUUAAAAGCAGAGACGAAGUGCAAAGGCUUGCAAGUUUAAUGACCAAAUUUUCAAAGAAACUAGUGUCCAAAUGUAUAUACAUACAAAUUUUAAAGUGUACAGAAACUGAACUACUGGGGCUAUUUAUGGGUUCUGGUGGUUGGCGAUUGGUACACAUGUGGCUGACCGAAAGCAUCGUAGCCAAAAAUUGGCCUCUUGUCAGAGAACUUUUGGAGCUUUUGCUGCUUUGUCCUGUUGACAUUGAAAGACUGAAAACAAAUAAUUGCCCUAAGCUUGUGAAGGAAUUAUCCAAGGAUGGGAAUCACUAUGCUAUCAGAGCAUUGGCUUCGAAAUUGGUAGAACAGUGGUUGAAAACUGUUAAAGGUGAACAUGUCAUCCCUAUUUUACUAUCUGAUAUAACACACAUCAUAUCAGAUGCACGAACAGAAAAUGCACCUGAAGAAAAAAAUGCAAUUUUAACGGAAACGGAACAAAUUGAAUGUGAAAUUAACGGCGAUAAUGCAUUUAAAACCGAGGGUUCCUCGCCCGAGUUAUCAAGUCAAGAGGAUAAAGACAUAUCAAGAGUUGUUGACGUGUCCAAGGACACUGAAAAAGAAUCUGAAACACUUCCUGUUUUAAAAAUAACCUUAAAAAAUGGAAAACAAAUAAUUUCUCAAGUAGAUGAAGAUAGUGUUGCAUCGGACGAGGUGUCUGACAAAGACAAAAUAAGAGAAAAACAUAGAAGUAAAAGUAAAGAAAAGUCUAGUGAUAGAAGUAGUAGUAGUUCUAGAUCUUCUAAACACCCAAGUAAAUCGUCAAGUGAUAAAUAUAAAAGUAGCCAUAAAAGUAGUUCUAGUAAACAUAGCAGUAAGGAAAGAUUAAAAGAUAAAGAAAAGCAUUCAUCACACGGUUCAAAAUCGAAACACAACUCAAGUAGCGGAAGCAGUAGCAGCAGUAGAAAGACCAGUUCCUCUAGUAAGUCUAAAGAUGAUAAAACAAAACAUAGUUCAGAAAAGGAAAAGUCCAAGGAAAAAGACGAUAAAGGUAAAGAGUCGCCUAAUGCAUCCACAGAAAAAUCUGACGAUAAACCAUCUAUACAUAAAUUAGGAAAAAUACCCAAAUUAAGUGACGUGAAAAGAGAGAAACCAUCUAUUUCGAUUGAAGUGCGAAAACCUGAUGAGCCCAAACCCAAAACUGUCAAAACUUUCAAUUCAAAGUUUAGAAAACACGGGCUGGAGGAAGAAAUAAAGCCUCCGCCUUCGCGCGCAGCACUGCUUAAUAAGAAACCCCCUCCGGCAUUACCCUCUACAAUACCAAUACCCAAGAGGCCUUCGCCAGUUCACAAUGAGACUCCACCUGAAAAGAAGAUUAAAACCAUUGACAUUGUUGAGAAACCGGGGGCUAUAAAAUUAAUUCCACCCAAACCAAAGCGUGAGUAUAUUUUAAUUUAUUUAAUUUCUAACAUUUUAGUAACAUGUUCUAUUUUUACAGGAAAGGAAGGUCCGCAUUGGCCGAUGUCUUCAAGAAAAUUCGUAUAUUUAGGUUGUAACAGUGCUAUGAUGUUGCUCGAGAGUGAUAUGUUCAUGGAUGCACUUAAUGCCUCAGCAACAAACAAAAAAGAGCCCAAGAAAAGAAAACGGCGUACCAGCGGAUCCAAAGAUGGUAACGUGCCAAAUGAUUCAUCGCCACCUCAUACUCCGACGACUGUUGCAAGUCCUAAUAGUGAAAGCAAAUCAGUACCCCCGAGAUUUUAUCAAGAUACUCUAGACACUGAAGAAAGUAGUAAAGCAUCACCAGAGAAAAAUGGCGAUAAUAAUGAGGAUCCGAAUCUCGAUCAAGAAUUCGAACACAACAAAGAGGAAAAAAUGGAUGUUUCGGAACCCCAUACGCUCACAGUCAAUGGAUUGAAAGGUGUCCUUUGUUACCAUAAAAGAAAAGGUCCAAAGAAAAGCAUAAAAUGGAGACCGGAUUCAGAAUUAGAGGAAAUACAGUAUUUUGAACUAGAUGAAACAGAACGUGUAAAUGUUACGAAAACAUUUACAGACAUGAAACAUUUAGAAAGAAUUCACGAACGAGAAGCUUUUCAAAAAGGUCGCAAUCUCAGUAAUGACGAUGUAAUGGAAGAAAGAACAAGUUGGAAACCAUUAAUUCCCAUUGACUUAGAUGGUCAAAUACAAGUUGAAUAUGGUAAAAAUAGCAAAGAGAAAGAUAUCCAAGCUAUUCGGCAGAAAGGUACAUUGCAGCCUCUGUACUUCCACAAGUCAAUGAUUCCCGACUCACCGCAUGAACCAGAUGUAGAAACUCACACUUAUUCAGAACCAGCAGUUAUACCAUUAGAGGAUGUUACUGGUAAUCAAGACAACAUAAGUGAUUUUCGCAAUAUGCCAUGGCCCGAACCGAAAGGAAAUGCUCCGCCUUCAUCAAACACGAACAUAAAUGUACCUGCAAUGUUUCCACCAAGUAUGCCGCAAUUUCCUUCAAAUUUCCCUGGCACACAGUUCCCAGGCGUACCACCAGGGUUUCAAGCUCCUAUGGUUCCUACCGAUUGGCAAAAUGGAGUACCACCAAAUAUGAUGCCAAAUGGAAUUCCCGGACCGAUGACGCCUGCCGGUCUUCCCCCAGGCCCUAUACCCCCAGGCAAUAUCCCUCCUGGGAUGAUGAUGCCCCCAGAAAACAUGAUGAUGGGUCCGGAAAUGUUUGGUGCGCCUAAUCCCCUUUUCCCAGUGCCACCUGAAGGAUUCAAUAUGCAGCAAAAUAUGUUUCCCAUGGACUUUAAUAUGGCAGGACCACAGGCAGCUCCGGGACCAGAUGGUUUUAACGGCCCUGGUAAUUUCCGCGGCGCUAUGCGAGGUCGUGGCGGUGGAUGGAGGGGUAAAGGUGGAGGAAAUUGGGAAGGACCUCAGAGAGGUCGUGGUGGACAUGCGCGUGGUAAUAGAAAAGUUGUGUGUAUGUAUUUCCAGAGAAAGGGUUCGUGUAGGCAAGGCGACAACUGUACUUUCCUCCAUCCUGGUGUUAAUUGUCCUUUUUAAUUUCUAGAGCUUAUUUAAACAUGCAAUAACCAUGUGUACAAAAUUGUAGGUAGAUUAUUUUAAUAAGAUUUAUUUUAAAGACCAGGCCGGUCGAAAAAAGACUGCUAAUGUAUAUUUGUAAAUAAUUAAUGUAAAAAUGUAAAUAUUAACUUUUUACGA